Molecule: messenger RNA, 2145 nt
Organism: Cryphonectria parasitica EP155
Lineage: Eukaryota; Fungi; Ascomycota; Sordariomycetes; Diaporthales; Cryphonectriaceae
Exons: 1
Coding region: 1-2145 (714 amino acids)
Source: RefSeq, a predicted model, not a curated record
AUGGCGCAAACUGACGCAGGUGUCGUCAUCCGGGAGUUGCAUCAGGACCUGGCGCGGAAAUAUCGACUGCACGGUCCCACGAUUGAGACGCUAUGGAGAGGCUUUACCAGAGCGCAGAGGACCAAAGCCAUCAAAGAGGGAGCAGCGGAGGGUGUUGUGCUCAAGAAUCGUAUGGAUCCCUCGAUGGGCGAAGUCUACAAGCUGCUUCCAGAGUGGAAUCUACGAGAUGUCACCGAGUCGAGCGACUUCCUCCCCAAUCUCCUUCGCUACCGUGCGACGACAAAGUUGAUGGAGCAAUAUAGCGAACAUCAUCUUAUGAAUCCAGGAGGCGACCUUGGCUUUAUCACGACCAUGAUGCAGACAAGAAAUCUCCGACACGUGGACGAGCGUCGCCUGAACGAUAGCUUCACCGUAUUUCUCGACGACGACGAUCACUAUGGAAAAUCUUUCACCAUCUCAGAAGGGGUGGAUCGCAGCCAGGCACUUGGCGGCUUUAGUCCUGCGAUACAAGGGGGACUCUGCGUUCCACAGUCCACUGCGGAGCUCAUCUUCAUGAGACAGAGUGGCCUCCUCCAGGCGCUCAACAUCAUCAUAGAGGACAUUUUGGACAUUGGAUCUAAAACUAGAGCCAAGAAGAAGCAAACUUCCAAAGAUGUCGAUACGGCGCCGGCGCCGGCCAUGAGUCAGUUGUCUAUCCAGGCCCAACCAACGAAACGCUCCCUCACCGAACUUCUCGAGGUUGCCAAGGACCAGAAAGCUUUGUCUGACGAGCACCUCUACCUCCUGACUGUGGAGCCGGUUGUGCUCGCGCACGCCGUGAACAUCACCUUCUUCAGCCGCCCCGAGCUCGUCGCUGAUGAGAAGGGCCGGUCGCUGCCUGUUCAUACGGAUCGCUUUAUCAGCCCUGCCUUCUUCGAUGUCAUCCAUGGGGCCGUUCAAGAUGCUGCGAUCUGGAAUUAUCUUCAUCGCCUGCUCGAGCUUCUCGAAGAAGCGGCAGCCGACAAAGUCCGCCGAGCCAUCAUUCUCCAGGAGAUCUCCAACGCUGGCCAUCUCCAAUACGACCGAACGCAGUCUCUCCUCAAGCGUCAGGUUCAGACCGGCACUGGCAAGAGAUACUUCAAGAGAGUCUCAAAUGUAUAUGACAAGGGCAAUGCACGAGUUGCCAUGAAAAUCAAACCGGAAGAGUUAACGCGAGCCGAUCCCCAGCUGCACUACCUUUUGCGUCUCUGCCAAGCCGAUACCACUGCUGCGACAGCCGUGGAAUGGAUGGAGAAGCUAGGCAGCUUGCACAUGUCGCAUCCAGACGAGCGCGAGAAGCUCGCGGAGCGGGAAUUCAACGCCCUCUGGGACCAUACUGCCAUCGUCGCUUUCAUGCAGGACCUGGCGCUUGCCAUUUCCAUGCCACCUCGCUCCCGCAAGACGGGUCAAGUCUUUGUAGCACGAUACAACGACCUGGAGACCGAGCUUAACAAUACGAAGAGCGAGAUCGACCUCACACAGUUUGUGGUGCCAAUUGACAACUUGGAAGAGCCUGGUGUGGCACCCAAUGCGCUGAGAGCCCUAGAAGAGGCCAUCAUCGACAAGAAGGGAACCAAAUUGGGCUUCAUGUAUCAGGAUUUGAUAGAUGACUGCAUUGCCGACCUCGAGAAGCAGUACCAGAAGAUACAGACAAAAGUCGAGCAGAAGAAGGAGCACCCUCAGUACCCUGUAGAGGAUCCUCAGGUGCGCACGGAGCAGCGGAGACAGAAAGAGAAAACUCGGCCCAGCCAUUCAUCGGUCUUCGAACUCGUGCGCCCAACAAAAAGCCAAGAGCAGAAGGACACAAACACUUUACAGCAGCGGCAGACAUUUGUGGUGAAGAAAACUACGGCAGAGGUCUUCACGACGCUGUUCGACAAGUCGGAGUCCCGGAGGCCCGUCAGCUGGGUCGCGUUCGAAGCAGCCUUGGCCGAUCUAGGCUUCUCCGUCGUUCCUAAGUUCGGCUCCGUCUAUACCUUUGUCCCACCCGAGACUAUGGCCCUGAAUAAGUCUCUGACGCUGCACCGACCGCACAAGUCAAACAUCGAGGGGUGGCUGGUGCCGAUUUUCGCCCGUCGGCUGCACAGAUUGUAUGGGUGGGGAAAGGAUACCUUUCAAGUCGAGUGA